UCAACUCAAUUGUGACGUUUUCGAGAGAAUGGUAUGGUAUAAAUUUUGGAAGAGAAUUGCAACAUAUAAUUUCGCACGUAGACCGGAAUAGUUUCAGAAUUCAAAGCAACAUGGCGAGCAACGCACAGAACGCGACGGUGUCUUUCUGUCAGGAGAAGUGGAAUCAUUUUUUGGAUGUAGUUGGCGACGAUCCAGAACGACUAUGGGUAUAUGGCACAGUACUUUUGAUUUUUAUUAUUUAUUGGCUUUAUGCUGCCGCUUUAACUUUGGUGGACUUUACUAAAAAACCACAUUUUGUACGUAAAUACAAGUUGCAGCCCGGUAAAAAUGAUCCCGUGGACACAAAACGUUUACUACCGGCUCUGCGCGUAGUGCUCUUCAAUCAAACAUUUGUGGCUAUACCGCUAGCCUAUGGACUCUAUCAUUUUGUUUAUAAGUAUCAAAAUACUCUGAAUAUCCGCGAAUUGCCAUCGAUACAACAAAUUGUUUUCGAUUUGGCCCUAUGCUGUGUGCUGGAAGAGAUAAUUUUCUAUUAUGGCCACCGCCUGCUACACUAUGGCGCCCUGUAUCGGUACAUACAUAAGAAGCAUCACGAGUGGACUUCACCCAUUGCUGUUGUCGCACACUACUGCCAUCCAAUUGAACACAUACUUGCGAAUACCUUUCCCAUUGCUUUGUCUUUGGGUGUGGUUCGUGCGCAUCUUGUAACUGGUUGGAUAUUCUUUGCUAUCGCAACUUACAAUAUAUUAAGUGAUCAUGCUGGCUAUGCGUUCCCUUGGUCACUAAUUUCUGUGCCAUUCCACGAUUAUCAUCAUGCAACAUUCAAUUAUAAUUUCGGUGUUUACGGUUGGUUGGACAGAUUGCAUGGUACCUAUGGCGCGUAUGACAAGUCUGGACAAAUUAAAGCGAGCCACAAACCUCAACAAAAACAAGAAUGAGGAGUUAAAUUAUAUUUUCACAAAUAUGUUUCAUCUUACUACCUCUUUAAGUAAGCUUUUUCUACUUUUGUAUAUAUAAUGCACAAUUUUAAGUAUUUGAAAGUAAUAUUCAUAUAAAUACAUUUUUAUAUUAGCCAGUAAGCAGUCAAAAGCAUUAAAUGUACAUAAAUAUAAUUUGGAAAUUCAAAAUAAA
Bactrocera neohumeralis is the source of this 1131-nucleotide messenger RNA. RefSeq names its product fatty acid hydroxylase domain-containing protein 2. The transcript is spliced from 3 exons. Gene Ontology annotation, molecular function: C-4 methylsterol oxidase activity; iron ion binding. Gene Ontology annotation, biological process: sterol biosynthetic process. The record is from RefSeq and is a predicted model, not a curated record. NCBI's taxonomy places the organism in Eukaryota, Metazoa, Arthropoda, Insecta, Diptera, Tephritidae. The coding region runs from base 111 to 938 and encodes 275 amino acids.